AUGGAUGCCCGACCAAGCGCUCUGCGAAAGGCGCUCUAUGGUGGUCAUCACAGCGGCAUGGAUAGGCUCAGACGGAGCAGCGAGGCCAACGCUAGCAUCAGCGGGGCGUGCCCGCAACAGCGGCGGGGGAGUCCGGCCGAAGAAAGCAGGAAGCUGGGCUCGAUGCCGGCGACGACAGCCACGCAUUCUUGGGAAUUCCACGAACCGGCACAACCGCGCGGUUCCUCUCCCGUCUCGCGUCCGCCGUCGGUUAGGCAGCGGCAAGGCGGGCUGAGUGCCUUUCCGCCUAAGGGGUGGAGUGCUAGCGGCAGCGGCAGCGCGUCCUACGAGUCUGGGCGGUUCGAGCCUGCGGCAUCGUCUGCAGCAGAAUCCUCAGCGACAGGAAGCUUGGGAACUCCUCGUGGUAGUGCUCCAGGGCAAGGCCACCGGAAAGGGGCGGCUGACAGGGAAAUGGUCGGGGGUUCGGGAGCAGACAGAAGAGGAGAGGCAGCCCCCACACGCUCCUCCAUGCGGGCUGCGGGUGCCGGCAGCGGCAAAGUAGCCACCGACGGUAGAUAUAGUAGGAAAGCAACAGCCGCCGCCGAAAGUAGCAGUAGCAUCCUCAGGCGCGGGAGUACCAGUAGCAACCAGGCCGAGGAUCCAGUGCCCUCAGAUGCUACACCGCGGAGACUCCCGUCCUCCUCCGCCCGUGCGGUCUCCUGCCCUUCUGGUAGCCAAUACCUGGAACCGGGCUUUCAGCACGGCGACGCGGUAGUACCUCAUCGGCGACACGGUUCCCGCGGGGGGCAGACGAACCGAAGAGGUGACCACGAAGACGAAAACGAAGACAGCAGUCGCCGGUCGUCCGGCAGUAGAAUAGGCGGCGGCGGCGGCGGCGGCGGCGGUGGACACCGGGACGGCUACCGUCAUCACGACGGGGGCAGGAGCGGGGGUGCCGGGCUAGGCGCCAGGGGGAGCGUGAGGGCGUCCCCGUCGAUGGCAUCGUCGACCUCGGCAUCCACGGAGGGCGAACGUUGCUUGCCUUCCAUAGACGGCCUGGAAAUCAGCAACAAUCCAGCCGAGGAUAAACCGGAAGGUGGACGACAAGGAGGUGGAGAGGGAUCCGGUGGCCGCGGAGACCCAGGUUGUACACCGUCAUCGGCCAGACACGGGCGAGAUCUAGACCCACCAGGCGGUAGCAGCCAUGGUGGGGGGGCGCAUGCGGAGGGGAGGAGUAGGAUAGGGGAAGGGCUCCUUCCUGGAAAGGAAACGGGGGGACAAUUCAGCAACAAUAGAAACGAGGACGACGACGACCGCGACAACACCGGCAGCCAUAGAAGAGGCAGAAACAACAACAGCGACAGAGAUGAACCCGGCGACAAGGAGCAUGCCUACGUCGGUGCAUCGAGGUCGUCUGGGGGUAGCCGGGUGGAUCCCUCUGGGCAUGUCUCCGGGGGGCGGGUCGUGCCCGGCGGCAACGGCAAUAACAGCGGUGGCGACGUCGUCACCUCUAGAAGACGAGCCAGUGGUAGUCUCCAGAGUGAUUCAGAAGCAGCAGGACGGGCCGCGCGCAACAGUAGUAGCAGCAGCAGCAGCAGGAGCGGCAACAGGGACUGCCUGGUCGGCCUGCAAAACCUCGGUAAUACGUGCUUCAUGAACGCGUGCCUACAGUGCUUGCUGCAUACUGACGCCCUCGUCGACCUAUUUAGAGGCAGACAUGGGCACCGCGAGCAGCGUCUCCGCAGCCACAGCACCACAAGCCCGACCCACGGAGCUCUUGCGCAGGCGUUCGGGGAGUUGGUAGCCAUGGUGGAGGCAUCACCUGCCCACUCCAACGUAUCUCCCGCGCAGGUGAAACGACUGAUCGGUAGCGGUUUCAGAGUGUGGCAAGGCGUGGCCGCGGAAAUUGCGGAGUUCUUGCGUUUCUUCUUGGACGGGAUGGCAGAGGACCUCAACACACGAGGGGGUGGUGGUAGUGGUGGGCAAAAUCAUCACGGCCAUCAACGAGGGGCAACGACAUCACCUCAACAGCAACCACACGUCGAGGGCGGGGCAGGAGCAAGCGGGUGCCAUCACCAGCAACAGCAGCGCUCCGGUCCGCCGCCCCCGCCCCCGGCCAUCAACCAAGAGCUCACGGACGAACAAAUAUCGAGGCUCACCGCGGAGCAACAGGCCGACAGGGCCUGGGCCCAACACCGCGCGAGGAACAACAGUGACAUCACCGGCAUGUUUUGCGGCCAGCUGCAGAGCCGCAUCUCCUGCCUGACUUGCGGCAACGUUAGCUUCUGUUUCGACCCUUUCUUCGAUCUUUCGGUGCCACUACCCAGCGGCAGUGGCCGAGCUGGGGCAGCAGGAGAGCGGGGCGGAGACGAGGGGGGGGGCUACGGCGGGAGGAAUAGUCGGGGCUCUCACAGCUCAGGGGGCAGGGGGGGGGAGAGCAGCUCGGCGUUCGGAGGCACGAGCGCCACCACCACAACCACCCUGGAAGAUUGCCUCCGGGCUUUCAGCACGGAAGAGACGCUCGACGGGGACAACCGACCGGUGUGUACCCGGUGCCGCAAGCGCCGGAGCAGCUCCAAGGGUCUGGCCGUCCACCGCUUCCCCCCCAUCCUCGUCAUCCACCUCAAGCGUUUCCAGUACAGCUCCACCAGCCGAACCAAGCUAGCGACGGCGGUCGAUUUUCCGAUCGGGUCGGAGCUUGAUCUCUUCCCGUACUCCACUCCGGCCGCGCGCCCUUCUUCAUCGGGAAGUAGCGGUGGCGGCGCGAACAAUAGUAGUCACACGAGGAGCACGUCUCGAGGUAGCGCGGGCGGCGGCGGCGGCGGCGGCAAUAGCGGACAACGCCCCCCGCUGUACGAGCUUUACGCGGUGUGCAACCACAUGGGGGGGCUUCACGGGGGACACUACACGGCCCACUGCCGAAGCAGAUCCCGCGAUGGUGGUAAUGGCGGAGUUACGGCCGGGGAGUGGCACACGUUCGACGACACACGAGUGAGUCCGGUGAGCACGUCGCGAGUGGGAGGGGCGGCGGCUUAUGUCCUGUUUUAUCGCCUCUUGGAGAGCCAACACGCGAGAUGAUGUUCGGGGGGUCGUACUCCUGGUGAAAUCUGUUGAUUGAGAUUGUGCUCACAGUUAGACUUGUUGUUUAGCAAACAAGAAGUUCCCGCCUUGCAUUGUUGUAUUGUUUUUGCUGGUAUCUCUUGUCGGUUCUCAUAGAAGAAUUGUGGAGUCAAGUACUUGAAGGUUUUAUCCAGUCUUUUGAUCUACGGGAAGUGUACGGUAGAAAGAGGAAAAUACUAGCAAAGCGAACGUGUUCAACCCUUGUGUUUGCAUGCAUAGACAUCCGCGGGCCGUCGCUCGCAUUUUAUCGCUUUGGCCCGACUUAUUUUAUUUGGGGCGUUCGGGUGUUGCGUAGCUGGGAGCGUUUUGCUGCCGAAGAUAUGUACGUAUCCCCGUUGGUCUGGGAGCAGGGGUGUUUCUACGUUUUUACGAUGGUUGUACCGUUGGGUUCGCCAUGUAUGUGUCAUGUUGGCUCCGUAAAGCCUACAAAAGUGUGUUUCCCAAACGAUGCAGCCGAGACUAAUUUGCAUUGCCCGGGCAUCUCGUUUGAGUGGCCCAGUGCAACCAAUAUCGCCAGUAGUGGGGAAAGUAAUCCACAAGACUGGCCGCGAACACCACAAGGGAAAUGCCCGCGCCCUAUCCCUAACUCAAGGCACCCACUUCGUGAACACGCGUACAGGAGAUGGUUGAAUUGAUCCGGUUCACACGGCCGAACUGUAGACUCUUCUCGCCUGAAUGACUCACUUCUGUGGCUUCGCUGAAGAGCAUGCAGUGCGCAGAACUCACCCUCCAGGCAGCAGGCAAAACCCACGCAACUAAAAAGCCGUCCUUGCGUUGGAUUCCUCUGUCCACGGUCGUCCCAACCGACCGCCUAUGCCCACCACACUACAAAUACGAGGGCACGCCUGGGUUGUAUUGUCCGUGCACCAGCACCCGUGCACGCAUCAUGCCAUGAAUGUACCAAGGACCCCAACCCUAAUGCUAAACCUUGACUGCUGUGUGUACAUAGUGUCAAUCAGAGCGUUCGCGGAGGCCGUACUUGCUGCCGUAGCCCGCGCACGGGAGCGACUUGUAUCACCGAAAAACCUUUAACUGAAACCGGAGUACCCUUGACCGACUCACGAUCAUCCCUCACGGGCGGGUCGAGUUUGGUUGACAAGUAAGUUACAACUGUAUUGUCUCGUGCGAACAACACUCAAAGAGCCCCCUGCAUACAUAGUUUCGAUUUGUAGAAUGUCGUC
This is a messenger RNA of Ectocarpus sp. CCAP 1310/34, 4280 nucleotides long. NCBI's taxonomy places the organism in Eukaryota, Phaeophyceae, Ectocarpales, Ectocarpaceae. The record is from the annotation of a GenBank genome assembly.